AAUUUCAAAGUAAAAGUUCCAUGCAAACUUAUUUAUUGUCUUAAAGCACAAGAGAUGGAAUAUUCGAAGAAGAAGACGAUAAUAUAUGUGGAUAGAAGGAUAUGAGUUUAAGAUCCUUCAAAUCCAUUGCAACCAUUUGAUUGGCUGAUUUUUAAACCCUCAAGUCCCCACCACAAUUCCUUACCUCUUCUUUUCUCCACCACCCAUUUCUUUGAUUCUUUCAUAUUCUUCUUCUCUUCUCCAUAUAUAAAACUUUCAGUUCCUUUUCCAUCCAUUUUCCAGUUGAAAUUAACUCAACAAAACAAAAAAAAAACACAGCCUUUGACUCUGAGAGACAAUGGCUUCAAUGCUUAGCUCUGGAACUGUCCUUAGGCCAUCCCCAUUUCUUGGCCAAAACAGAACCUCAAAUGCUAACCCUCUCAGAGAUGUACCUACGGGCACUGCCAAAUUCACAAUGAGCAAUGAAUUGUGGUAUGGACCAAACAGAGUGAAGUACUUGGGACCCUUUUCAGCUCAGACUCCAUCGUACUUGACUGGAGAGUUCCCUGGUGACUAUGGAUGGGAUACUGCUGGUUUGUCAGCUGACCCUGAGGCCUUUGCCAGGAACAGGGCUCUUGAGGUGAUCCAUGGAAGAUGGGCAAUGUUGGGAGCACUAGGCUGCAUCACACCAGAAGUCCUUGAGAAAUGGGUUAGAGUCAACUUCAAGGAACCAGUGUGGUUCAAGGCUGGAGCUCAAAUUUUCUCAGAAGGUGGCUUGGACUACUUAGGCAACCCCAACCUUGUUCAUGCUCAAAGCAUUCUCGCAGUCCUCGGAUUCCAGGUCGUCCUUAUGGGACUCGUUGAAGGAUUCCGCAUCAACGGUCUCCCUGGUGUCGGAGAAGGCAAUGACCUUUACCCUGGUGGCCGAUACUUUGACCCUCUUGGCCUUGCUGAUGACCCUGUCACAUUUGCUGAACUCAAGGUGAAAGAAAUCAAGAAUGGCAGGCUAGCCAUGUUUUCUAUGUUUGGUUUCUUUGUUCAAGCCAUUGUCACAGGAAAAGGCCCCCUGGAGAACCUCUUGGACCACCUUGACAACCCUGUUGCCAACAAUGCUUGGGUCUAUGCUACUAAAUUUGUGCCUGGAUCGUAAAUUAAUUGCCAUAGAU
Durio zibethinus is the source of this 1145-nucleotide messenger RNA. RefSeq names its product chlorophyll a-b binding protein 13, chloroplastic. NCBI's taxonomy places the organism in Eukaryota, Viridiplantae, Streptophyta, Magnoliopsida, Malvales, Malvaceae. Gene Ontology annotation, biological process: photosynthesis, light harvesting. The record is from RefSeq and is a predicted model, not a curated record. Gene Ontology annotation, cellular component: membrane.